AUGUUUCUUGGACGCCAAUAUAGUGUUUUGCCGUUCGUCAACGAGCUAACAUGUCAUCGGUCAAAAUCGAUGCUGGUUGCAAAAAUGAAAGAAGUUUUAAAAGGUGCAGCAAUGAAUAAAAGUAUGGAAGAACAAAAAAGCGAACUUGAAAGCGAAGUGGAUGAGAAGGGUGAACCAUUUCGAAAAUUUUUUGUUAUGCCUGAACGACGGCUUAGGGCACAACAGGAUAUCUUGCGGAUGACUGGUCGAGAUAUUCAGACUAAGAAACCUCCGCGUAAUCUUUACGAGCUCACAUCGGUGCGUCGCCCACGACGUGAAGAAAUGGAAACUGAUCAAGAUUGGCCCAGUGUCUGGCCGGUUGCCGCAUCUUUUCGUGCCUCUGUUGUGCCCAUCCCUGUUAGAAUGGGGACCAGAAAAUACCCGGAAAAAAAACCUCCGUUCAAGACGGUUGGUAACUUAGAACUUGUGAAGAUUCCAAAUUUCUUGCAUCUAACACCGGAAGCUAUUGAACGGCAUUGCAACGCCAUCAAAAAAUUUUGCACAAAGUGGCCGUCUGAGCUUGACGAUUCUGUAGAAUUAUCGGAAACUAAUUAUCCGGUGAUGGUUUCUAUGUCUGACUACGUGCAUCAGGGAACUUCUUUGCGGGACCCACGAAGCCGUAUUAUUACUAUUAAAAUCAAAUUGUCAGCAUUGAAUUUAAAUGAUAGUGCGAAAGAAAAGAUGAUGAGGCUGGUAGGAGAUCGAUAUUGCCGUGAAACUGAUGUUUUAACCCUUAUAACUGAUCGGUGUUAUACGCGAAAGCAGAAUUUGGAUUAUGCUAUUUAUCUUUUAACGGCAUUGUAUCAUGAAUCAUGUAAGGUCGAAUCUUGGGAAAGUAUGGCCGAGAGAGCUGACGCUUUAGAAGUUCGUUUUGAAGGUUCAGAGUCUGAGAAGAUCGCCGUCAAGGUCGCGCAGAGCUUAGUUUCUCCUGAAGGGGAUGACCUAGAAAUGUCCAGUCCGUCUUUGGACAAGCCUGAUGAAAGUAUUGGAGCAAAAGUGAAGCGGUUUGGUGUAUCCUGGGAGAAGUACAGAAAUGAGAAAGAAACUCCAGAGACAGUUAACGAAUAUGAAGCAGCUGUAAGAGAUUUGCUUGCCAUCCCUAGUCUCGAAGAGAGAAAGGCAACACAGUGA
Enterobius vermicularis (human pinworm) is the source of this 1170-nucleotide messenger RNA. The record is from the annotation of a GenBank genome assembly. NCBI's taxonomy places the organism in Eukaryota, Metazoa, Nematoda, Chromadorea, Rhabditida, Oxyuridae.